This is a messenger RNA of Podarcis muralis (Common wall lizard), 4281 nucleotides long. RefSeq names its product nucleobindin 2 (gene NUCB2). Gene Ontology annotation, molecular function: calcium ion binding. NCBI's taxonomy places the organism in Eukaryota, Metazoa, Chordata, Lepidosauria, Squamata, Lacertidae. The record is from RefSeq and is a predicted model, not a curated record. Gene Ontology annotation, cellular component: extracellular exosome; endoplasmic reticulum-Golgi intermediate compartment.
AACCGAACGCGGCUGCUUCGCCGUCGCCCAAUCGUGGCCCUACGCGAUGCCCAGAAGGGGGACAGGCUCCGCCAAUCCGCGUGCUCCGAGAGGUGGUGCCUAUUACUAUGGGAACGGGGGAACUAGGUUUCGCUACAGAUCUGCUUCAAGGGGGUGUAUCGGCGAAGAGAGAGGCUGAGAGGAAGGAAGGGAGGAAGGCAGGGAAGGGAAAGGGAGGAAGGCAGGAAGGCGGGAGGAAAAGAAGCCACCAGGUGCCUGGCAACUGGGCUGCUGUUGCUGGGGGCUCUGUAGGCUGCCUCUCUCUCCUAGCACGCGAGUACACAAUAGGCAGAAGCCACAUCAGCUGGAAGACGCUCAGGAUCUCUCCGUCUCCAUAGCUAUGAAUCACAGCGAGAUAAAGAUAAGAUGGAAAGCUGUUUUCUUACAACAGUGUCUUUUGCUCCUGACCUAUCUUGCUAUUGCGCUAGAAGCAGUGCCUAUAGACAUAGACAAGACAAAGGUAAAAGCGGAAGAACAAGUAGAGAAUGCAAAAAUAGAUAAUCCGGAUACUGGGCUUUAUUACGAUGUGUACCUCAGGCAAGUGAUAGAUGUCCUGGAGACAGACAAACAUUUCAGAGAGAAGCUCCAGACAGCCGACAUAGAGGCAAUAAAGAGUGGAAAGUUAAGCAAAGAACUAGAUUUAGUUAGCCAUCAUGUGAGAACAAGGCUGGAUGAACUGAAAAGACAAGAGGUUGCAAGAUUAAGGAUGUUAAUUAAAGCCAAGAUUGAUUCAUUUCAAGAUUCUGGCAUAGACCAUCAGUUCCUUCUCAAACAAUUUGAGCAUCUGAACCACGACAACCCUCACACUUUUGAAGCUAAAGAUUUAGACAUGCUAAUCAAAGCUGCCACAAGUGACUUAGAAAACUAUGACAAGACUCGUCAUGAGGAGUUUAAGAAAUAUGAGAUGAUGAAAGAACAUGAAAGAAGAGAAUAUUUAAAAACACUGGAUGAAGAAAAGAGACGACAAGAGGAAGCUAAGUAUGAAGAACUGAAGAAAAAGCACAGUAAUCACCCCAAAGUUAACCAUCCUGGAAGUAAAGACCAGUUGAAAGAGGUGUGGGAGGAGGCAGAUGGACUGGACCCCAAUGAUUUCGAUCCAAAGACUUUUUUCAAGUUGCAUGAUGUCAAUAAUGAUCAUUUUCUGGAUGAGCAGGAGUUAGAAGCCCUGUUUACUAAAGAGCUAGAGAAAGUCUAUGAUCCCAAAAAUGAAGAAGAUGACAUGGUAGAAAUGGAAGAAGAGAGGCUACGAAUGAGAGAACAUGUAAUGAAUGAGGUUGACAUCAACAAAGACCGGUUAGUGACUUUGGAAGAAUUCUUGAGAGCUACAGAGAAAAAAGAGUUUUUGGAGCCAGAAAGCUGGGAGACCCUGGACCAACAACAGGUCUUCACUGAAGACGAUCUGAAGGAAUUUGAAAGUCACAUUUCCCAGCAAGAAGAUGAACUGAACAAGCAAGCACUAGAACUUCAGAAAAGGAAAGAAGAACUACAGAGGCAACAUGACCACCUUCAAGCUCAGAGACAAGAACUCCAGCAGGCUGUCCAACAAAUGGAACAGAAGAAGUUACAGCAAGGACACCCUCCUUCGGGACCAGGUGGAGAACUGAAAUUCCAGCCACCUGCAUCACAACCAGUUGGAAAUGUUCAAAAUCAUCCUGCGGGAGGCAGUCAGCCUUUACCACCAGGAAGCAUACCAGUACAAGAAACAGCUGCAGGAUCAGAUCAUGUUCAGUCUCACCCUUAACCACACGUGCCUCAAAUUUGUACCAUAGUUUUGGGAGAGAAGUGGGAGGGGAUGUGGUCAGAGAAGUAAAAACAAAUUGGGAAUUGAGCUUAAAAUCCCCAUUUCAAAUCAUUGGAUUCAUGAAGACUUUCAAAGGCACAAAUGAUACAAAGCAGGUUUAUAAAGCUGCCGAUCUUUCAGGUGAGAAGGGUAUAUUAAAAUAUUCUAAUUUUGUUACUAGAUUUAAGGAUAUCAUCCAGAUUUUAUCCUCAGGAAAACAUUAUUGUUUGACUUCAAUGUAAUUUGGCUGGCUGUCCAUCAUUUGUGCCUUGGAAAAUCUCCACCUACUUCAUGGUUAAAUUAAAUAUGUUUUAUAAUCUGCCAGAAGACUCACUGAUGAGGGAAAAGCUAAGAGGCACAAAUCUUCUACUUUUUUUGUAAAUGUUCAUGAUGCCAACAGUCUUGAUUGUCGGUGGGUGUAAAGUGGAAGUUUGCUUGAUCAAGACACAAGUCUAUGACAAUAUUUUCCUAAAAGUGCCAACAAUGGAGAGCAGGAAUUUAGGAUGGGUGUAGUGAAUGAGGGUGGGUCCCCCCCCAAUCUCUUUGGUCUUUGAGACCAAAUGCAUAGAAACCACCUGUGAUCUGAUUUCAAUAAAUUCUGCACAUAAAAAAGGAAGUCUAAUUGCAGCAGGGCGUAAUAGGCAAUAGUGAAUAUGCCUAGGAAUGCCAGUAUAAGAAGCCUUCAACAGAAAUAGUGAAUUUGAAGUGUAUUGAUUUAGCCAUCCGUAUUGUUGCAAACCGAAUGCAGUGUGUCAGCUGGCUACAUCCCCUGCAAGUCAGCUAUGAAAAAGAUACUUUUGUCCUACUUCCUUUCAUAAUAUGCCAGUUGCAUUUAUCCCUUUAUGAGCUAUGAAAACGAGCUCUUUUGAUGAUAAAGUAUAUUUGCAGAAUGAGCAAAGACCUCUCAUUGUCUUUUCCUGGACAAAACAGCUUGGCUCCUGCUGUAAACGACUCCUUUGAAAAUCAUCAGUAUGUUACAAACAGCAGUUCUCAGAAGCUGCAUUCUGAGUUUAAGCUAAAAUUAAUUAACACUGGGUAUGAUUACCUGAACGUUAAAAGGCAUGCAGUUUAGAUGUGGAUAUUUUCAUGGAAGCCUGAAGCCAGCAUCUUCAAUAAUAAUUCAAGUUUCUCCACAUAACCCUUUGUUUUUCUGUGAACUUGGCUAAGAGCAACAUGGCUUUAAGAGUUCUUUACCAUUUUAGCUCAAAAACACGCAUCCAGUUCAUUACAGCUGAAACCCAGUUUAUCCUUUGAACAUGACUCCUAAAGGCAUUCUUUAUUCCUGUGUUAUUCCUACUUGAAUUUUGAUUCAAAGACUACUGAAGCAAAUGGAAUGACAGUGGCAUUAAGACUGGAUACAAAGUAUUUAAAAAUGAAGUCUAAAAACUACAUUCGUUUAGGACAGUAUUUUUUUCCUGAUGGUUGUGCUGAUGGGGCAGAAAUAUGAGGUGGCUAUUAAAAUAUUGAACAACUGUAAUGAUUUCUGUUUCCAGGAAAUUGGCCGUUUUGCUAUAACAGAAUUAUUUAUAUAGGGCUUCCAGAUUUGCAGGCCUUCCCUAUACAAAAGUUAGGGAAGGAGAAUUUGGCGCACAGUUUGCAUAAGGCUGUUAAGCAUGUAGUGGGUACUUGAAAAAACCUGUGCAGGUUUUCUCCCUGCCCUUGAUGAACCGGUAGUGUGUGACUACUGCCAUGCACCAAAUUCUCAUUUAAUAAAACCACAAAUGUCAUAAUAUGAGCACAUCUCAAAUCAGAUAACAAAUACUCACAGGUGGCUUCUUGGAGUCAAAGAGGCCAGGUGGGCAGCCUUUCCAUGGAACCAGCCCAUGGUCAGAGUGGCCUAUGAACCAGUCCUGUGCUUCCCUUUUUCCAAGUUCCAUUAUCUUAACUGAAUUUUGCCGCGUUGCUUCUUGUCAUCUCCUACUCCUGCUCGGUGUCAGCCACUCUUUCCUUUUUAUGGUCCUGAAAUGAAUAUGGCAAUGUAGUUCUGAUCUAUAGGCUGAAUUGUCGUCCUGUAGCCCUAGACUUCUUUUUCCACAGCCCACGAUGGCCAGUAGAAGAGCCAGCACAGGCAACUGCAACCAUGCAUAGUGCCUUCCUAGUUGGAUUAUAUACAAGGUGCGAUGGAACAGGAUUAUUGGACUGAUACCCACGACUUAAUUCAUAUUACCCGUACAGGAGACCCUACAUGAGAAUCAAAAGAAGUUCCUGGAGGAAGGCUAUUUCUCUACAGUUUUACUUGAUACAGUACAUUAGACAGCUGCUUAAAUACAGGUUGUGAUCCUUGCUUGAGGCUCACCUAAUACAAUUGUUGGAAAGUUAUCUUCUGUAUUUUGUUUGUGGCCUCACAAGUAUAUACAGACCAAAAAAGCAUUCUGUCAUUAAAUUUUAUGUGGCAUACAUCCCUCUUUUAAGAUUAUAAAUAAAAUCACAUGACAAAAAUAAAAAGUUGGGUUGCAGUAUGA